Molecule: messenger RNA, 2958 nt
Organism: Prorocentrum cordatum
Lineage: Eukaryota; Dinophyceae; Prorocentrales; Prorocentraceae
Source: the annotation of a GenBank genome assembly
GCGGCGCGCGUGGAGGCGGCUUGGCCAGACGCGGACGCCCCCCUGGCGAAGCUCUUCCGCACGUGGCAGGAGAAGGCUGGGGCUGCUGCCGAGUCCUUCCGCCGCCCGCUGGAUGCGGGUCCGAUCCUCGAGGAGCUGAUGCGAGAGUUCCCAGGGUCGCUUGGGGUCUACGUCGGCAAGUUCAUGCACAGCGGGCAUCGGCCAACUAGACGGGGGCGGCUGCAGCGUGAUCUGCUCCCGCUACCCUGUCCCGAUCUAGAAGCUUCGGAUUUCACCGUGGAGGAGAUGAUUGACCCAGGCGACCUGACCUCGCUGCAGUCUCGCUUGAGGGUGCUCGUGAUGACGAUGAACUGGGUGGCCGGCUACCGCCACCUGAAGUGGGCCGACGUUUGCGGGCCGGAGCCGAAUGCGGCCCAGCGCUCGGCUCUUCUUGGGAUUGCGCGGCGCAUCUACUCGAGCGUCGCGCCCGAGCCCGUCAUGGCUGGGACCCUCGACUGGUCCGAGAAGCUGAAGGACCGGGCCAUCGCCUACGACGGCUCGGAGGUCUCCACGCCGAGCAGGAUUACGUUCGAGCAGAUCGAGGGCGGCCUGCCGCCUGUGGGGGUGGCCGCCUCCAUCGAGGCUGCGGAUCUCGCCGCGGGCUUCGUGCGGGCGGCGCUGCUGGGCCCCUCCUUGGUCCUCCUGCCGCCGGCGCAGAGGCGCCCCGCGCCCACCUCGACGACGCGCGUCUGGGCGACGUCGCAGGAGUGGGAGCUGGUGGUGAGCGCCCUGUUUGCUCGCGGGAUGGUCGGCCCCAUCGACGAUGCCGAGAUCGCGGCCGGAGACGGGGCCCCCUUGAUUAACGGGGCCUUCGGCGGGGCGAAGGUGCACGACGCGCCGGUCCGCUGCAGCGACGGCGAGGGGCGGCCCGUCCUGCAGCUCAUCGUCAACCUGAUCCCCGCGAACGCGUGCCAGCGCACCAUCGCGGGGGACGCCCCCGUCGUGCCGACGAUGGGGCAGCUGAACGGGCUGGUGCUGGCGCCAGGGGAGCAGCUGCCCUGGAGCGGCGCGGGCCGCAAGGCGUUCUUCUACGUCUUCCAGGCGCCCCCGGCCUGGCGGCCGUGCGCGGCGCUGGGGCCUUCGGUGCCGCGGCGACUGGUGGGCGGCAGCGGCGACGGGCUGACUCGCAUCGCCCUGGGGGUCAUCGGCAUGGGCUGGAUCAGCGCGGUCGGGGUGACGACGCACCUCCACCGCAUCAUGCUGAGGCGGUCGGCCUCGGUCCCCCGCGGGCUGCCGCCUGCGGCCGAGGUGGUGCGCGCCCGCCGCCUGCCCGCGGAGGCCCAGGCAAGCGGGGUCGCGAUGUGGGUCAUCUACAUCGACAACCUCGCGACCGCGGAGAUCGUCUCGAGGGAGGAGGCCGUGAAGCUGAAGGGCAGCAUCCCUGAGCUGCUGAGCCAGGCGUCGGCCUGCUACGAGCGGGCUAAGUCUCCCAGAUCGCCGGGCAAGGACGUCCACCGCGCCCGGCAGGUCUCCACUUUGGGGGACCUCGCGGAUGGCGAGGCCAGGGUGCGCCGGCCGCCGCCGGGGUACGUCGCGGAGCUCACGAUCCUGACGCUGUGGUUCCUGGCGAAGAGGCGCCCGAGCAGGCGGCUGGCGCAGAUCCUGCUGGGGCGCUGGGUCCGCGUGCAGUGCUACCGGAGGCCGCUCGCCGCCGCCUUCGUGAACGCCUGGAAGUGGCUGGCGUCGGGCCGGUCGGGCGGGCUCAUCACCCUGGGCGUCGCCGAGGACCUGUUGAUCGCGGCCGCGCUCGCGCCGCUCAGCGUGGCGGACAUGCGGCUGACCGUCGACCACCUCGUGACGGCGUCCGACGCCUCGGAGGCCGCGGGGGCGAUCGUUCACUCCCAGGGGCUGUCGGACAUGGGCCGCGCCCUUGGCGCCAGGGGCCCGCGGCCCCUCAAUCCGGCCUGCGAGGAGGCCGUCGCGCUGAUCUCCGUUUUCUCGGGGAUCGACAGCGCGCGCCGGGCCUUCGAGAUCCCGGGGCUCGUCCCGGCGGCGCUCCUCUCGUUCGAGGUGGACGCCGAGGCCGUGCGCGUGGCUCGGCGGGCGUUUCCCAGCACCGUGCACCUGGGGAGCGUCGCGGCUGCGGAUCCGGCGCGCCUGGCGCGCCUCCUGAGGGGCCAAGGCCGCAUCGCGAAGGUGAUCGUGAUCGGGGGGUUCCCCUGCCAGGGCCAUGCGGUCAUGGACGUAGCCCGCAAGGGGAGCGCGGACCCGAGGUCGCAGCUGGUGGGCCACAUGUGGAGGCUCAUCGAGGGGCUGAAGCGCGAGCUGCUCGAGGCCACGGUGGACUUCCUCGGGGGGAACGCGGCGUCCAUGGCGGAGGACGAGGUCUUGGCCUUGAACAAGAUGUUCGGCCGAGUGCCGGUGUCCCUCGACGCCGCGGACCUGGGCUGGAUGGCGGCCGAGAUGAAGGCGGCGGCGGAUGGGGCCCGGCCGCGGGCCUGCCGAGUGCGGCUGGUGACGGAGCUGCCGCCCGUCUCUGAGUGGCUGCCGCGCGGGGCCUCCUGGCCCAGGGCCGCUGAAGGCGGCCGCCUGCCAACUUUUGUGCGCUGGGCGCCGCGGAGCUCGCCCCGGCCGCGGCCAGCCGGGCUUCGCGAGUGCACGCCGAAGGAGGUGGCGCGCUGGACGGCAGCGGGCUACGCGGUGCUGAUGGGCUUCGGGCGAGGCCACGCGGUGCCCUGCGUGAGCAGCUCUGCCGCCAAGAGCCACCCCGAGCGCUACGAGGCCCUCCGGCGGUCGCUCGUGGGGAACUCGUUCCAGUGCGUGGUCGCGGCCUGGUUGCUGAGCCACUGGGCAGUGCACCGCUCGCUGCUGGUGGCGGUGCCGUCCCUUCGGAGCCUCUGCGAGAGCUCGAGGAGCUGGUCGAUGGGCCGCAAGCUCUGGGCCGGCGACGUGGAGACGCUGCGGUGCGGGCGCGAGGCC